AAAAAAAAAGCAGAGCUUUUUCUAAACCCAUUAGAUACAAAAAGAACAAUGAGCCUUUAAAAACCCAAUUCUGAUUCCUUUCUCUUCUCGGACAAAACAUUUCGGCGAAGCAAUGUCGUCUUUUGCGCUAACGUUACAUAUUCCGUCGGUGGUGUCGGUGAGGAACACCAAACUCGGACGGAGUCUCAGUGAUUGUGGUCGGAAUUGGUCAGGACUUACUAAGUUGUCGGAGAAAUCGAAGAGCAAACGAGGUUAUGGUCUCUGCUGUAAGGCGGAGCUGUCGGAGCUAGCUCCAGCCGUCUCUGCUGGUUAUGGUGUUCUUCUUCUAGGAGGCGGUCUCUUCGCUUAUAGCAAAUCUGGAAGCAAGGGUUCUCUCUUUGGUGGUUUGACUGGUUCUGUUCUUAUGGCAUCUGCCUACUUCCUCACUAAGUCACCAGAGACGAGAGUGCUUGGCGAUACCAUAGGACUAGGCUCUGCCUUCCUCUUCUCUUCCGUCUUCGGUUUUCGUUUGGCAUCUUCCCGGAAACUGGUCCCUUCGGGGCCGCUACUCCUCCUUAGCAUCGGCAUGUUGUCCUUCUUUGUAAUGGCUUAUAUGCACGACAGUUUACCCGCUAUACCCGUACCGGAUCCGUUACCUCUACCUUAAGCCUACAUGACCAUGGGCUUUUAAGAAGACAGGACAGUUCUCAAAGCAUGAAUCAGAAACUGUUUUGCUUUUGCCCACACACCAAUAAAUUGCUAGGCUUUGUGAGGCUAAUGUGGAGAGAAUAAUGUUUGUUUGAGGUUUGUUGCUAAAUCAGACACAGAUGCAUCUCCAUUCUAGAUGAAAGUUUUUAGCUUUCUGAUCUUCAAUGAUAACAAGAGUAGGGUGAAAUAUUUUGUGAAAAAACUCUUUGGAAAUUUGAGCGAGAUUGGCUACAAAUAGUCAAGAUAGAAAGUAUAUGAACUCAAGACAGAAAGUGAUGUACCAUUGAAU
Messenger RNA from Eutrema salsugineum, 976 nucleotides. RefSeq names its product protein FATTY ACID EXPORT 4, chloroplastic. The coding region runs from base 113 to 646 and encodes 177 amino acids. Gene Ontology annotation, cellular component: membrane. Lineage: Eukaryota; Viridiplantae; Streptophyta; Magnoliopsida; Brassicales; Brassicaceae. The record is from RefSeq and is a predicted model, not a curated record. The transcript has 4 exons.